AUCAUUAACAGGAGUUUUAACAGCCGCAAGCUUUUUUACUGAAGCUCCGAUAAGCCACUACAGCAGUUAGUGGCAAAUGAAGACAAGCUAUGCAGCAGGGAUCCCAGACAGUGAAUGGAUUUUCAUCAGCCUUCAAAAGGAAAUGUGAUUUUUAGCAUAUGGUUUGAAAAGACACAAUGCCUGCACGACAACUGAAAGGAUCUAUAGCUUUAUGGACACUAGUUUUGAUAAAGACAGUUGCUGCGUUUGACAGGAACGGAAAGUCUGUGUGGGAAAGAGACCCUGGCUUAAGUCCGGUGAAUGAAACUCAGAUGUUCGUACAUGACACAUUCCCCCAAACAUUCCUCUGGGGUGUGGGGACUGGUGCAUUUCAGGUGGAGGGCAGCCAGAGGAAAGAUGGAAAGGGACUUUCAAUAUGGGACUAUUUUGUCCAUUCCGCACCUUCUUCCAGAACAGAGGAGUCCAGUGACAGCUACACUUUCCUGGAAAAAGAUCUGUCAGCCUUGGAUUUUUUGGGAGUUUCUUCCUAUCAUUUUUCCAUUUCAUGGCCAAGGCUCUUCCCCACUGGACUGGCCACAACUGUCAACGAAAAAGGACUCAACUACUACAAUAGUCUCCUAGAUGCUCUGGUUGACAGACACAUCGAGCCUAUAGUCACCCUUUUUCACUGGGAUUUGCCUUGGGCACUGCAAAAAAAAUAUGGGGGGUGGAAAAAUGAAUCUCUGGUGGAUAUUUUCACUGACUAUGCCACUUUUUGCUUCCAAGCAUUUGGAGAUCGAGUUAAAUACUGGAUUACAAUCCACAACCCUUACCUAGUUGCUUGGCAUGGGUAUGGCACAGGGAUUCACGCACCUGGAGAGAGGGAGGAAAAAGCUGUCUACAGGGUAGGACACAACUUGAUCAAGGCGCAUGCAAAAGUCUGGCACACUUACAACAACGAUUUUCGACCACAACAGAAAGGAUUUUUAUCAAUAACAUUGGGAUCCCACUGGAUUGAACCUAACAAAUUCAAGGACAGUUCUGACAUUACAAAAUGCCAGCUGUCCAUGCAAAAAGUGCUAGGGUGGUUUGCCAGACCAAUACAUGGGGAUGGAGAUUAUCCAGAAGAGCUGAAGAAUGAACUCGCCUCUGUCUUAUCAAAUUUUACCCACACAGAGAAAAACCAAAUUAAAGGGACUGCUGACUUUUUUGCAUUUUCCUUUGGCCCAAAUAAUUUUAGACCACCAAGUAAACUUCCCAGAAUGGGGCAAACUUUCUCACUCAACCUGAGGCAAGUUCUGAACUGGAUUAAAUUGGAAUAUAACAAUCCUAGAAUCCUGAUUGCAGAAAAUGGAUGGUUCAGUGAUGGCCAUGUAAGAACAGAAGAUACCACCAUCAUCUACCUAAUGAAGAAUUUUAUCAAUGAGGUCUUACAAGCUAUAAAAUAUGAUCAAAUUGACGUAUUUGGUUACACAGCGUGGUCCCUCCUUGAUGGAUAUGAAUGGCAAAAAGGCAUAAGCAACAGACGGGGAUUAUUUUAUGUUGAUUUCAAUAGUAAAGAAAAAGAGCGCAUUCCCAAGACAUCUGCACUUUAUUACAAGCAAAUAAUACGGGAGAAUGGCUUUCCUUUGAAGGAAUCUACCUCAGCUUUGCACAGUCAGUUUCCCUGUGACUUCUCCUGGGGUGUGACAGAAUCAGUUAUUAAGGCAGAAUCCGUUGCUUCCUCUCCCCAGUUCUGCGAUCCCAACUUGUAUCUCUGGAAUGUUACUGGAGAUGGACUUUUCUACCAAGUGAAAGGAGUGAAACUGAAAACCCGGCCAGCUCAAUGUACCGAUUUUAUCAGCAUUAAAGCACAACUAGAGCUGUUGUCUAAAAUGAAACUCACCCACUACAGAUUUGCACUUGAUUGGUCACUGCUUCUGCCCAGUGGCAAUUUGUCAUCCAUAAACCAUCAAGUCCUCCGCUAUUAUCGUUGCGUCAUUACUGAGAUGCUCAAACUCAAUGUGAAGCCUAUGGUCACCCUACAUUAUCCAACGUACCGGUCUUUGGGCUUGCCUACUCCUUUACUUCAAAAUGGUGGAUGGUUAAACCAGUCCACUGUUCAGGCUUUCAGAGACUACGCAAGAAUGUGUUUCCAGGAGCUUGGAGACUUAGUUAAACUUUGGAUCACAAUAAACGAACCCAACCGUUUCAACGAUAUUUACAACAGCAGCAGUAAUGACACUUACCGGGCAGUGCACAAUGUACUGAUAGCACACUCCUUGGCUUGGCACCUGUAUGAUAAACAAUAUCGACCAUUUCAGCAUGGCCAGGUAUCUUUGUCUUUGCAUUCUGACUGGGCAGAACCAGCCAAUCCCUUUCUUGACACCCACAGAAAAGCUGCUGAAAGGUUCCUUCAGUUUGAAAUAGCCUGGCUUUCAGACCCAAUUUAUAAAACAGGGGACUAUCCAGAAGCUAUGAGAGGAUAUCUUGACUAUAAGAAGAGUGAAGGCCUCUCCAGUUCCUCUUUGCCAUAUUUCACCAGUGAAGAGAAGAAACUGGUAAAGGGGGCUGCUGAUUUUUUUGCUCUGAACCACUUCACCACAAGAUUUGUGAUCCACGAGUCUAAAAAUGGAAGUCGGUAUGAAUUUGACCAAGACAUUCAAUUUCUGCAAGAUUUCACUUAUUUAAUUUCUUUGUUUCGCUCAGCAGUGGUCCCUUCAGGGUUACGCAAAGUCCUAAAUUGGGUUAAAAAGCAUUACGGUGACAUUGAUAUCUACAUCACAGCAAGUGGAAUAGAUGAUCAGUCUUUAAAUGACAGCCUUCGUAAAUUUUACAUUGAAAAGUAUGUACGGGAAACCUUAAAAGCUUACCAUCUUGACAAAGUCAAUGUAAGAGGCUAUUUUGCAUUUAAACUGACUGAUGAACUAACCAGACCCAAACUUGGAUUCUUCACCUCCGAAUCAAAAGCCAAAGCUUCUGUCCAGUUCUACAACCGUCUGAUUAGCAACAAUGGCUUUCCCUUGAACCCUACAAACAUGUGUGGUCAACCAAACGAAAAAGCACCCUGUACUCUCUGCCUGUUUCUAAUGCAGAAAAAGCCACUGAUAUUCUUUGGAAGCUGUCUUUUCUGUACUCUCAUCUUGCUUUUAAGUAUUGUUGUGUUUCACAAAAGGAAAAGAAGGAAAUUGUAUUGGUCAAAAAACUUCCAGCCUCUCUGUAUUCCUGUUAAAAACAGACCGAAGAAUGUGCUCAACCAGAUAUAGAUCCCUCUAUAUCUGAAAAUGUAUUGGAAGCACUCCAAGUCACUCUAGUUAAUAUAUACCAAGGUACAUGUAAAAGAAAACUCACAGCAUGGUAGGAUCAUAAUGCCAAAAGUGUAUGAUCACAAUACCCAAGAUUCAGAAUUGGAACCAGUUCAUGUCUGUUGUUGUUGUGCACCUUCAAAUUAUUUUUGGCAUAAGGUUAUCACAGGGGUUUUUUUUGGCAAGAUUGGUUCAGAGGCAGUUUGCCUUUGCCUUCCUCUGAGGCUGAGAGGGUGUGACUUGCUGAUGGUCUCUAAGUGGGUUUCCAUGGUUAAGCGGGAAUUUGAACCCCGGUCUCCAGAAUCAUAGUCUAAUACUCGUACCAAACCACAGCACUGUCUACACAGUAAAAAUCCCAGAAUACUAAGUCAUACAGUGCGCAGACUUGCCAUUCACGGCUUUAAGCUUACACAGAUGGCAAGCCCUGGAUGUUAAAAUGGCAUGCACACCUGUGGCGUGUGCUGCAUGCAAGAGCACACAGCCAUUGAAACAAACAGGACUAGAGGUCCUGCGUUUUUCCCUUACACGAGGGGGGGAGGGGGUCCAGAACGUUUCCCUCGCAUAUACUAAGGGCGCACUGUAUAUCCUUUCUCACCAAAUUCUUACAACUUUGAGUUGUUUGCCUAUUUGUACUGUCAUUAUAGUAUGACUUUAAAUGUGCAAGGAAAAUGUUUCUCAAAUCCAGAAUAUUUUUGCUAUUUCCAUUUUUCAGAUUAACCUUUCGAUUACAUAGAUUUUUGUUGAUCUUAUUAGAACUACUUUAUCUCAAGAUGAGAGCAAGCCCUUACAACAGAGCAGGAUUAGAAAAUAACUUUUUGGAAAUCCGUCCCCCAGAAUUCCUCAGCCAGCAUGGCCAGUACUCAUGUUGGAUGGGGAUUCAAGGAGAUGGAAGUCCAAAAAGUAACAUUUCUAAUCUCUAGGACAGCGGUUUUCCAAGGGGAAAUAAAUGACAUAAAGUUUAAUUUAAAAUAUUUUCAUUAUAGAAACACUUGCCUUGGGCAUCCUGGUAUAAUAAUUUAACUAGUUGGACAUGAAACAGACAAGAUUUAAGCGUUUGUGCACUUUAACAGAAGUGUCUUCAAAUAUUUGUUUUUGUGUGCCUUCAAAUCAUUUCCAACUUAUAGGGUUGUCUGUCACUGAGAGUGUGUGACUCACCCAAUGUCACCCAGUGGGUUUCCAUGACCAAGGAAGGAAUUGAACUCUGAUCUCUAGAGUUAUAGUCCAGUGCCCAAACCACUACACCACACUGGCUCUUGCCUUCAGAUACAUGACAUUCUUAAGCUAUGCCAUCCAUAUGAUCUCCAGGUGUAACAUUUAGCCCAUCAUUUUUCUUUACUUUU
Sceloporus undulatus (fence lizard) is the source of this 4603-nucleotide messenger RNA. It is a transcript of the gene KLB, whose product is annotated as klotho beta. The record is from RefSeq and is a predicted model, not a curated record. Gene Ontology annotation, molecular function: fibroblast growth factor receptor binding; hydrolase activity, hydrolyzing O-glycosyl compounds; fibroblast growth factor binding. The transcript has 5 exons. Lineage: Eukaryota; Metazoa; Chordata; Lepidosauria; Squamata; Phrynosomatidae. Gene Ontology annotation, biological process: fibroblast growth factor receptor signaling pathway; carbohydrate metabolic process. The coding region runs from base 177 to 3224 and encodes 1015 amino acids.